AUGAAAUCUCUGUUUCGCCGUGGGGCUUCCUUUCUCAAUCCAAGGACACCACAGGCAGCCGCGGAGGGGACUCUCUUUACCAAGGUCGACCCAGCCAUUGACGGGGAAGAUUGCGACCAUGACUGUGCUAGCUGCACAAUCCAAUACCCGUCCAAGUUUGACAUUGAUACCAAGGAUAAAUUGUACGGGAAUGUCAAAGGAUGGGCCACCCAUGUACUCAUUGCGACGGGAAAGACGGAUUGGGUGAGGGACGUGGCCGACGAGGAGGGAAGUGUCAUGGAAGCUAUUGAGAAGAAUGGCCUGAAACCCAGCAAUGGGCCGUUGAAGCUGUCUGCCUCAAACAUGCCCGUCCCAGACGAAUACCACCAUCACGACAUUGGAAAACGACCCACUACUGCCCUCAUUCUCCCGGCUUUCACAUUUGUCGAUCACGUCACUCCUGCCCUCGCCUCAGAUCUGAUCACUUAUUUUGUCAACACCUCUCUGACCACCAGUUCCCCUCUCAACAACUCACGCCUGGACAAAAUCUUAGCUACAACCACACUAGAGCCAGAGCCAGAGGCAGAGGCAGGGCCAGAGUCAGAGUCAGACAAUUCAACUCCAGCCGCACCUUCUUUAUCCCAGACGACCGCCACCAGCUCCUCGAUGGACUACACAGCUCUAACCACUCUUCACUCCCGCCCUUGUCGGCACUCUGCCGUAAUUCUCCUCUGCUCGCAACGGACUCGCGACAUCCGGUGCGGCCAAUCGGCUCCCUUGCUCCGGCGGGAAUUCGAAAGACACUUGCGCCCCCUUGGAUUAUAUCGGGAUCUCAACGACGAACGUCCUGGGGGGGUAGGUAUAUAUUUCAUCAGCCAUGUUGGCGGCCACAAAUACUCUGCGAAUGUGAUUGUGUACCGGAGACGGAAUCUGAACCCUGAAGGCGCCGCUACGGAAGCGGGUAAUGUGGCACUUGAAGAAGGGGCUGUGCAGGGGAUUUGGCUUGCUAGGGUGAAACCCGAGGAUUGCGAGGGCAUUGUUAAAUUUACGGUGCUGCAGGGGAAGGUUGUCAAGCCCGAGAGUCAGCUCAGGGGUGGAUUUGACCGAGAGAAGGGUCUGAUCAUUGGUGCUAUUUAUUUACGAUAUUCUCGGGCAUUUUAA
Messenger RNA from Histoplasma mississippiense, 1140 nucleotides. RefSeq lists its product as hypothetical. Lineage: Eukaryota; Fungi; Ascomycota; Eurotiomycetes; Onygenales; Ajellomycetaceae. The transcript is spliced from 3 exons. The record is from RefSeq and is a predicted model, not a curated record. The coding region runs from base 1 to 1140 and encodes 379 amino acids.